GUUAGCCGUUAGCAUCGUGAGCUAACCAGCCGGAGUGUAUAAUGGCGGCCUCGGUGUUGCUGGGGUCUGCGGACAACACCGGACUAAACUUCUCGAUUGGAGGCGGCAGCGGCGGUGGUUCUGGGAAUGUUUUAGUAGGGAACAAUAACGGACUGGGCUCGGCGGGUCCCGCGCCCUGGAACCGGUCUCUUGACCGGGCAUUGGACGAAGCCUCGGCCACCGGGUGUCUGAACCUCAGCGGCAGGAAGCUGAAGGAGUUUCCCCGGAGCGCCGCCAACCACGACUUAACGGACACCACCAGGGCCGAUCUGUCUCGUAACCGUCUGUCGGAGCUUCCUCUGGAGGUUUGUCUCUUUGUGUCUCUGGAGAGUCUGAACCUCUACCAGAACUGUGUGAGGUCUCUGCCGGACAGUCUGCUCAACCUACAGGCCCUCACCUACCUGAACCUCAGUCGGAACCAGCUGUCUGUCCUCCCGGUGGUGGUGUGUUCUCUGCCCCUGAAGGUUUUGAUCGUCUGUAACAACAAGCUGGUGUGUCUGCCGGAGGAGCUGGGCCAGCUGAGACAUCUCACUGAACUGGAUGUCAGCUGUAAUGAGAUCCAGACUCUGCCGUCUCAGGUGGGUCAGCUGGAGGCUCUACGGGACCUGAACAUCAGGAGGAACCACCUGGUCAGACUGCCCCCAGAGCUGGCAGACCUCCCUCUGGUUCGUCUGGAUUUCUCGUGUAACAAAGUGACGUCCCUCCCCGUCUGUUACCGUCAGCUCACACAGCUGCAGACCAUCGUCCUCGACAACAACCCUCUGCAGACGCCACCUGCACAGAUCUGCAUCAAAGGGAAAGUCCACAUUUUUAAAUACCUGAACCUGGAGGCCAGCAAGACGACCCCCGACCUCCCAGACUACGACAGACGACCUUUGACCUUCGGCUCCUGUGUGGACGAGCUGUACCCCGGGCGUCCCUACGGAGCUCUGGACUCUGGGUUCAACAGCGUGGACAGUGGAGACAAGAGAUGGUCGGGGAACGAGCCCACAGAGGAGCUGUCAGAGCUGCCUCAGAGAGUGGCUGAGAUCAGCAGAGAGCAGAGACACAGAGGAGGAGGAGGAGGAGGAGGAGGAGGAGCUGCUCUGCUUGCUAACGGCACACAUGUGGAGUUGGAGCAGAUAGACUUCAUAGACAGCUGUGUGGAGGAGGAGGAGGAGGGGAGGAGUCGAGGACGAGGAGGAGGAGGAGCAGGAGCAGCAGGGGACGGUACCAGCCUGAGCUCUCAGUUCAUGGCCUACAUCGAGAGACGCAUCACCAAGGAGGGUUCUCCAGGCAAAACCAACUCGACGAGGACGGACGACACAAGGAGACACAACAGGAGUGUGGUUGAUGGUGUCACAGCGCCCUCUAGCUCCCAGAGUCAGAGGGGUGUUGGGGGUGUGGAGAGGAUGAGGAGGGAGGCUCAGCUCGCUGCUCUGAAGUACGAAGAGGAGAGACAGAAGACCCGACCUCUGCAGAGAGACUCUGUCACCAGCUACAACAAGCACAAAUCGGCUCAGAGUCCCACAAAGUCCAGUCCAGAAAGCGAGACUGUCUGCCCCUCCAGACGCUCCACCCACACAGAUGACUCCGCCCUCUUUAUGGUAAGGGUUUGGCCACACCCCCAAAAAUGUACUAACUCGACUAAAAUUUGAAAAAACCAAACUGGCCACAACACACGGAUGUGAGUCAUUCAUAAUUAAAAUCACCACUUCCAUGUUUUAAUGAAUCGCAGGCUCUGCACGCUUAAUUUCCUGUUGCUCUUUCAGAAUAAAGGCAUUUCAAGUUUAUUUGAUGGCAGAGCUCCUGUCACAUCUGUUCUCAUGCUGCAUUCAUGUGCUGUCAGACACAUAGGGAAAAAACAUUCUGAGUAAUAAAAUGCUCAUAAACGCUGCUCGAGUCCAAACAAGUCGGAAGCGCCCGACUUGACAUCAUAAUCGUCAUCAACAUGGCAGUUAAAAAUGUUAAGUUAACGCUGAGACACUUUGGAUUAAUUCACGUAUUGCACAUCAAUAUAACUUGUGACAGGGAGGAGCACCUGAACGCAGCAUGUAGAGUGAACAUCUAUCAGAGGAUCAGUGACUUAGAGGUCUCUUAUUAAUAAAUCUGAAUGAUUCUGUCUCUUUAAAUCAGCAUGUGAUGUCUGACUCCUCCCCCCGCCCUCCUCUGCAUGAUCACACCUGUCACUCAUUAUCACCAGCCUAUCUCGUGUCUUCCUGUCAUCACGGCCCCGCCCUCCCCGACUCACUGUUCACAUUUGAUGUUUGGUUCCUUGUUUCUGUUAGAGCAUGAGCUUACAGAGGAAGAUGAUUAACUACUAACAGCUGUAA
Labrus mixtus (cuckoo wrasse) is the source of this 2351-nucleotide messenger RNA. RefSeq names its product DISP complex protein LRCH3-like. NCBI's taxonomy places the organism in Eukaryota, Metazoa, Chordata, Actinopteri, Labriformes, Labridae. Bases 42 to 1676 code for a protein of 544 amino acids. The record is from RefSeq and is a predicted model, not a curated record. Gene Ontology annotation, molecular function: protein binding. The transcript has 14 exons.